Messenger RNA from Cucurbita moschata (crookneck pumpkin), 1695 nucleotides. RefSeq names its product protein FATTY ACID EXPORT 3, chloroplastic-like. The transcript has 6 exons. Lineage: Eukaryota; Viridiplantae; Streptophyta; Magnoliopsida; Cucurbitales; Cucurbitaceae. The coding region runs from base 445 to 1413 and encodes 322 amino acids. The record is from RefSeq and is a predicted model, not a curated record. Gene Ontology annotation, cellular component: membrane.
CAUGUCUAUCUGUGGCCCAUUUUUCCCAUUUUGGUUGCUGAUCAUUGUUCUAUUCUUUGUCGUAAUGGUUUUACUCUGCAAUUGAACAUAAUUUAAUGAAUAAGACGUUCACUUAAUGAACGAUUCGACCUCUCACCCCGGUCGGUUAAACUCAAAAAAAGAGGAAAGAGAGGGCUUGGAGUAUGUAAUGUAAUGAAACAAGGGGGUUUCACAAAAGCAAAAAGGUUCGACAAAGAACCAUCAAAAAACAUUUGAUGGUUCUUUACGUGAUUCUUCCCACCAAACCCCAAAUCCAAAACGUCAAAAAGAUCAGAACUUUCUCAUUGCUCCACCGGCGGUAUCCUUGUUUCUAUAACAUCCUAAGAGCCCUUUCUCCUUCCCCAUUUCCCUUCAUCUCUUACGCCCUUAGCUUUUCUCUCUCUUUCUCUGCUUCUGUUGCUGCCGAUGGAGUCGCUUUUGGUUCUCAAUCCCACUCCUUCCCCCGGCCACCCAUCCCCUUUGAAGCUCAAUAAGUCUACUGCUGGUCCUGUCCGCUACCACCCCAAUUCGUCUCUGCGGCUCGAUCCCUUGAUGGGUUAUCGUGCUUGUAAGGUCUCCUCUGUCGCUAACACUCUUACCCAUAAUGGGUUUCUCUCGCCGUAUCAAAGAUGUGCUUUGACUCGACGGGUUAUGGUGUUUUCCGCGUCGCAUGAGGAGUCGCAUUCAGAAUCUCAAGGGGAGAAAGAUGGAAAAGAUAUCAAUUUUGAUGCAGAAAAGCCACAAGAGUUAUGGAAAAAAGCUUUAGAUUCCUUCAAAAGACAAGCCCUGAAGAUGAAAGCCAUUUCAAAGGAAGCGUAUGAGGAAUACUCAGCGAAAGCAUUAGUUGCUCUGAAAGAAACUUCUAAGGUUUUGAAGAUUCAAGCUGAUAAGGCAAAGAAUGAUUUGAACUUUAUAAUGCAAGAAUGCGGUGAAGAAUGUAAAGAAUAUAUUGCCACUGUUGCAGAGAACUGUCCUGAAGAAGUUAAGGAGAUUGUGGAAACAUUUACUUCUCCAACUGCUGACUUAAGUGAUAUUUCAAAACUUCAAGACUUUCAUUAUGGUGUACCAUAUGGACUGGUCCUUUCUUGUGGUGGUUUCCUUUCCUUUAUGAUAACUGGAAGCCUUUCUGCAGUUAGAUUUGGAAUGAUACCUGGUGGUGCUUUGUUGGCCUUGAGUAUUUUAAGCUUGCAGUCAUACAAAAGAGGACAAUCACUUCCUCUUGCACUUAAGGGGCAGACAGCAAUUGCAAGCAUUCUAUUUCUUAGAGAGUUGCGCUUAGUGUUUCGGAGACCAUCAUUUGUUAAUCUCUUGACAACUUUGAUCAGUGCAACUAUGGUCUUACUUUACGUCCAUAGGAUCAUCCUGAACGCUCGCAUCAAAAAGGAAAGAUUUUAGUACAGAAUGAAAAAAAGGUUUUAUAGAUGCCAACGAACUUAUCAAUACUAUUGGGAAGACUCUUCUCUUCAUUCAUUGCUCGGGCGAGAUACUAGAAGCUACAAGCUUGAGAGUCCUCCUAAACAAAACAAACCCUAAGAAAAAUAUGGUAUAUGUUUUAAUGCUCGAGCAUGGUCGUGAUAGUUUUCACGCUCCAAACUUGAUCUUAUGUUUUGAACUGGUUUCUGCAAGUGUCAUAAUAAGCUCUAAUGAAAACCACAUUCAAAUUGUUCUUCCUCUGAA